AGUACUCUUUCUACUUCGGAGUUUGGUCCUUUAUCCAGGACAGUAGCCGGUAUACGAUACGCGCAACGGGACAUUUUCGACGUGAAUCUGUACGUCCUUAGCAUAAGUCUUCAAUUGUUUAUCAAUAAAAGAUUCAAGGAUUAAAAAAAUAAACAACUUAGUGAGUGAUUUUAAUUUUGAACUAUUUUUUCUGUGUGGAUUGAAGUGAUUGAAAAACGUGGAAACGUUUUAAUGUGUAUUUAUAAUAAAAAAAUGUGAUUACUGAUUCAGUUGAUUUUGUUAACAAAAUUUUUGUGACCACAACGAAGAAAACAUGAUAGAGAAAAUAUUAUGGAGGAUCCUGGAGAAGAUUCUUUCACUUUGAAAGUGUGCCACAUCGAUCGCAAAUUCAACGCCAGUCGAGUCAGAGCCGCCAACAACUCAACAAAUUCCCAACUCCGGAAAUUCUUGAACAAAGACACAACUGAGCGGAGUAUUCCCAGAAUAAUAACUAAUCUUUUCAACUUUAUGCUGGCGUGUCCAUUAUUUUUUCAGGUUAAGUGAAUUUAGAAUGUAAGAUUCUUUCAACAGUCCACAAUAUUUCUUGUACGGAAUAACGAAUCCAGAAAUUCUUUCAGUAGAAUAAUGUUUCCGACAUAAGCAUGGGUCAAGAUUUCCGUAGGGUUUUUGGAACUUUGAUUUCAAUAUUUCUCAUAAUUUUUGUGCGGUGUGACAUCAGUGAUUUUAUGAAAAACGCAAAAAUUAGUACGAGAAUUAUACAGACUCGUUAUGGUAGAUUACAAGGUCUCAUUGUUCCUAUGGACGCUCAACGUUCUCUAAAAUCCAUCGAAGUAUUCUUAGGAGUUCCUUAUGCAACUCCUCCCGUACAGUCGAAUCGGUUUAGCCCCACGCGAACGCCCAUUCCCUGGGAUGGAAUCUUGCUGUCGGAUAAAUUGGGACCGGUAUGUCCCCAAAAGCUCCCGGAUAUUUCUAAUGAGACAGCCGCGCUCGAGAAAAUGCCAAAGGGAAGAUUAGAGUACUUGAAGAGAUUACUACCCUACCUGAAAAAUCAAAGUGAAGACUGUCUCUAUUUGAACAUAUAUGCUCCGUCACAAGUUUCUCCGGAUUCACUACGUCCUGUGAUAGUUUACAUUCAUGGUGAAUCUUUCGAGUGGAAUUCAGGAAAUCCUUACGAUGGAAGCGUUUUAGCUUCCUACUCCGACUUAGUCGUUAUCACGCUUAACUACAGAUUAGGUAUAUUAGGUUUUCUAAACGCAAACCCUGCUCCUCAUUUGAAAGCAAGGGUGGCAAACUAUGGCCUAAUGGACCAAAUAGCAGCACUACAUUGGGUUCAACAGAACGUGGCACUUUUUGGAGGUGAUCCAAAUAAUGUUACAUUAGCAGGACAUGGUUCCGGAGCCGCUUGUAUAAACUUUCUUAUGAUAUCUCCUACAGUGAUGCAAGGUCUUUUCCACCGAACGAUUCUACUUUCUGGAUCAGCACUUUCCUCAUGGGCACUGGUCGAAGAUCCGGUCAACUACGCUGUGAAACUGGCAAAAGAAAUGAAUUGUUCCAUUCCGGACGAUGUUGGUAAGGAUCAUGAGGUGAUCGUGGACUGUCUCAGGGAAACACCUCUACACGAAUUACUGCAAGCUGACGUCGAAGCUCCAUCAUAUCUUACCGCUUUUGGGCCUAGUGUUGAUGGUGUAGUAAUCAAAGCAGACUUUGCUAAGGAAUUGGUAACUUAUUUUAAACCUCAGGAUCUUCAGAACUUUAUGAGACCUGUCAAUGCAAAUAUGAAAAGAAGCGAAGCUACAAUCACUCCGAGAGGAAAUAAUCCAUAUGAUCUUUUAUACGGAGUAGUGACAAGUGAGGCCUUGUGGAUGUUUUCGAACAACGACAUCACUGCCGGUUUCGAGGGAGAACGACGAGAUAGAAUAUUAAGGACUUAUGUUCGUAACGCUUACACAUACCAUUUAAGUGAAAUAUUCUUCACUAUUGUGAACGAGUACACAGAUUGGGAACGGACAGUACAACAUCCGGUAAAUACUAGAGAUUCAGUAAUUGCGGCUCUUAGUGACGCGCAGUUCGUUGCGCCUUUAGUGCAAACAGGAGAUUUACUUAGUGCCAAACCUCCGCAAACAGGACAAGAGGGUGAAGGGCCUAAAACUUUUUUCUAUGUUUUUGAUUACCAAACAAAAGACGGGGAUUAUCCACAGAGGAUGGGAACUGUUCAUGGUGAAGAGCUUCCAUAUAUUUUCGGAGCACCUCUAGUCGAUGGCUUCAAUCACUUUCCCAAGAAUUAUACAAGAUCUGAGCUGGCAUUAUCAGAAUCAUUCCUCAUUUAUAUAGCAAACUUCGUUCGGACAGGGAAUCCCAAUGAUAAUCACAAGCAAGAACCUAUUCUAGCAGCAUCGAGAGAAAGGAACAGAUUCCGUUCUAUAGUUUGGGAUGAAUAUGAUUCAGUACAUCAAAAGUAUUUAGAAAUUGGUAUGAAACCAAGAAUGAAGAAUCAUUUCCGUGCGCAUCAACUGAGCGUAUGGUUACGACUUAUACCGGAAUUGCAUAGAGCUGGUAUGGAAGACGUUGUAGCUAAACAUAAUUUAUUUAGAAACCAUAAUAGUGCUGAUCUAUACGAAGGAGCAGUUCGGCCAGAUCCACUGUCGAGAAUAAGUUACUAUGAUCCUACUAUGGAACUCAUUAGAAGAAGACCGAAUGCUAGUAUAACAACGCUAGAAGCUCCAACUACUAUCGAAACCAUCGUCACUACUUGCGUGAAUAUUGUUUCGUCUGGAAACUAUAAUCAUCAAAUAUUUCAAAGUCAUAACUCUUCUGAUACUCUAGCUAGUUUGGAAGCUGCGGGGUAUGCUGCGUACAGUACAGCAUUGAGUGUUACAAUAGCAAUAGGAUGCUCAUUACUAAUACUCAACGUUCUUAUUUUUGCUGGUGUAUAUUAUCAGAGAGAUAAGACAAGAAUGGAAGUUAAAAAUUUGCAGCAACAGCAGAACCGUAACCAAGCAGCAUUUGAAACAAUUUCUAAACAUCAAUAUCAUUUAGGGCAUUCUCAAAGCACAAAUGUGAUUGUAGACGUAGAACAAGAUACCUCAGCGUUAAUUUUAACUAACGCACAACAAGAUAAUAUGAAUAAGAUACAUCAGAUCUGUCCUACUACAGUUUCAAAUACGUUAAAAGCACCACCUCCUAGUCCCAACGUCAUGCUACAAAACUGUAUGACUUUACCUAAAAAUAUGUCAUAUGGAGGAUAUCAACAUCAAGGAUGUCUGACACUGCCAAAAACUGCAACCAUGCUAAAUAAUACUGCUUGUAUAAUAGCAGAAAUGCAACAACAAGGUUACGUACAGCCGCCAAACGGUAACGCUACAAUGCCACUCAGUGUGCCGAAACCACCCCCGCCGCCCAGAUCCAAAAGUCCAGAAAGCCAACCACUUCUAACCCAUAACAAUACUGGAAAAUGUAACAUGAGACUUCCACAUGCUGCCAUGAGUGAGAUGAGGGUGUGAUAGACACAAACGAGAAAAAACUAGAUUGUGCACAAGUGACUUUUUAUAUUCGUCCGAUGAAGAAACAUUUGUUUAACUAAAAGUACAUUCUGAUUUGAAAACUGUCAUAUAUGAUUAGAUCAUAUUCUUUUGAUAUCCAUGGUGACAUCUUUAGUAUGAAUUUGAAUACCUAAAACGAAACAACAUAGUUUAUCCAAAAAAUUGUCAAAUUUUAAUGGAAAAGUCACUUACCAUUUGUGAAUUGAUAAUUUAUUUAUCAGCAAUCUCCUGUUAGCUUAUCCAUUUUCAGUAUAUUAUGAAACUUUUCUCGGUUUCUUCAAUUAUUCUCAACAGGCAAAAGAUUUGGGCUGUAUCGUGGCAGUGGUAGAAACGCAAAGGUUGGGGUACACCUGUCACAUAAAUGAAAUAGAGCCUCUUCAACAUUAUUUCGACAAGAAUUUGGAUAUAGAAAAUGGCCAAUUUAAGUCAAAAUAUCUCAACGGUGUAAUGUCAGACCUUAGAAAGCAUUGAAUAAGAAAUUGGCAAAGAAUAGCUGGAGAUAGGAGAUAUUAAAAAAUAAGGAAAAUCGACACUGAAAACUUUUCGUUUUUGGCUCAAAUGAAAAUGAUUUUUGUUGGUUUCAUUGAAACUAUCUGUUUGCGCGCAGGAAACGAUGAAAAUUCGCUUAAAUACAAUAUUUUUUUCUUUGCGCGCAUGAUUUCAUGCCACUUACUCAUUUUAGCCUGUUUCGCGCCGCCUCCUCCAACUUCUCCGUCGCAAAAUUGGGCUUCUAACUUUUUUUCUGUAAAUACAUUUACAGCGUUAAUUAUAAACCGGUUUUCAUGAAAUUUUUUUUGAAAUGUUGUAUCGUUGCCAAAAAGUCCGGUGCUCCAUGGAAACUUAUAUUGCAUGCAAAAAAUGUAAUUAAUUAAACAUGGAAUGGGCGCGGCGUUAAAUGAGCGAACACGUCAACGCAUUUCUGAGAAGGGAGCAUCAUCUUACCCCGUUCUUCUUGGUUUCUUGAGGCACCAUGAGCUGAUGAACGUUACUGAAGAACUUUUCGAUAAAUAAUUAGCGCUGUAAAUGAAUUCACAAAAAAAAUUAGAAGUCCAUUUUCGUGGCGGGGAAGUUGGCAGUGGCGGCGCGAAACGGCCGAAAAUGAGUGAGAGGCAAAAAAAGAUUGUAUUUCAUCGAGUUUUCAACGUUUCGUAAUGAUUUUUUGUUUUAAUUUUGGGUAGCGCAAACAGAUAGUAUCUAUGAAGCCAAGAAAAAUAAUUUUCAUUUGAGACGAAAGUGAGAAGUUUCCAAGAUCAAACGUCAUGUACCUUAUCGUUGCUGUUUUAUGUAGCCAGCUCUGGGACUAUUACUAUCACAAAACAUGAGCUGAUCCAAUUCAUAAGCUCUUAAUUCACAUCUUCUAUCUAAAUAUUCAACCAGCUUCAGUAAAUUAUCGGUCGCGGCGAAAAAAUCGUAGCAUUUGCAAAGUGGUUUGUCGAUGAUCUUCAGAACCAUCCAAAAGAUGAUAUGAAUCGAAAAUAAAGAAAACACAACUUUUAUCCAAUUUUUUCUUGAUAUCCUUAUCCACAUGAUAACUAGAUGCUCUAAUAGACAUGUGGUACAUGAAAACUCUAUUAUCAAUGUUUGAAAAGGAAAUCAGAUAAUUCGCUGACGACUUUUCGCGAGAUAGAUUUUCACAUCCAACGAAAACUCUUCACGUCAGUGAUUAUAGUAAUCCGGAUGUAACAGGCUAGUUUGCUGAGGUACUUCCUCUUUACAAUCCAUUUAAUUCAAAUUUUUCAAAAUUUGCUUCUUCCUAACACGAACAUAUUAUCGAUACAGCUAGUUUAUAGUUUAUUCGAGACAAGCCCAUUCGUUGAGACCGGAAACUAUGAGUCCAAGUUACAUUUUAGGGUUUACGCACUCUCUAGGUAAUUCAAUGAAGACACCGGCUCAAUUGAAAAAUUUAGGACUUCUAUCGUCUGUUAUUAUCGAAAUGUUAUACAAGCUAUACAGCUAUUCAAUGAAUUAAUAAUUAUAAGUCUCAUCAAUGCAGGUAAAAUAAUGGACUGAAGAAUACUAAAAUAUUUCCCGUUAUGAAAAAAAAAUAGAGCAAGUAAUUGGUAUAUUAGUUAAAAGAAACACUCUAAUUUAAUGUAAAAAAUAUUACACAAUAUUUUUUCAUAAUAAAGAAGCAAUAAAAAAUUAUUUCAGUAAUUUGAGUUAAUAACAAUAUUCUAGAAUUUGACACGUUUCGAUUCUAGCAUUCACUAAAUUUUUCAUGUGAUAAACCUUCAUUACCAAACCAUAAAUUUAUUAUUAAUAUAUUGUUUUGAAUUAACAUAGUUGAGGUAUUCAGAGACAACAAAAUAGAACGGUUGCCAAGGAUUCAAUAAUAAAAUGAAUUGAUUGUAUUUCUUUCUUUGUGUGCUAACAAAUUCAGAUUUGAAUAUUGAUUGACAUAAUGUGUUCGAAUUGCUCUGACAAAAAUUUAAUAGGCGUAAACAAUAACGAGUGGCAUUUAUGAGUGAGGUAAGCGUUUUCUAUUGUAAACAGAACGGAAAUUACAGUAGGAUGAAAUGAUAAAAUGGAGAUUUAUAUAUUGCUGUUCGGAAUUCAAAUACAAAGUGCAUAUCAAUUUUACGUUUCGCUGAACUUCAUGAGGCAGUUAUACCACUUCUUCCCAAUGAAUCAAUAUUGACUAUUAUUUCACAAAACGUUUCAAUGUUCUAUUUAUUGUUACAAGGAAUUUAUGAAUUCUAAUUUUGUAUAGCUUUUGAUGGAAUAGCACAUUGUGUUCGAAUGAUUUUUAUUCGUGGUCAUGAAAACUCAAAAACAAUAGGAGAAUACAAGAAUAGAAAAGGAAAAA
Molecule: messenger RNA, 6345 nt
Organism: Diorhabda sublineata
Lineage: Eukaryota; Metazoa; Arthropoda; Insecta; Coleoptera; Chrysomelidae
Product: neuroligin-4, Y-linked
Exons: 8
Coding region: 642-3500 (952 amino acids)
Biological process (GO): neuron cell-cell adhesion; presynaptic membrane assembly; synaptic vesicle endocytosis
Cellular component (GO): postsynaptic membrane; synapse; cell surface
Molecular function (GO): neurexin family protein binding; signaling receptor activity
Source: RefSeq, a predicted model, not a curated record